Microplitis demolitor is the source of this 3214-nucleotide messenger RNA. Its product is annotated as prion-like-(Q/N-rich) domain-bearing protein 25. The transcript is spliced from 12 exons. The record is from RefSeq and is a predicted model, not a curated record. The coding region runs from base 182 to 3214 and encodes 1010 amino acids. Lineage: Eukaryota; Metazoa; Arthropoda; Insecta; Hymenoptera; Braconidae.
UUAGCUUGUUAUUUUUGAUUCAAAGUAAAAAACAAUUUAAAUCUGACAUCCAUAUACUGACUGUGAUUAUUUAGUUGUGGUCAAAUAACAAUUAAAGAACACAAUAAAAAAAAAACAAAAAGUGAAUAAGUUAUUUCAUUUUAAUUUUAAAGAUUGUGAAAAGUGUGAAGAUAUUUUAAAAAUGAUUAUCAAUAAAUCACCUUUGGUAUUGAGAGAAAUUUUAGUAUUGAUUGUAUUAUUUGGCUAUUCUGUGAAUGGAAAUGAAAAACUUGCUACGCAAUGCGCUAAUCAAGGCGAACCGUGUGACGAACAUCAACAAGAUCCAUGCUGUGAUAAUAAUUUUGUAUGCAAAAGAGCAUAUGGAAUCGGUCAAUCAAAAUGUACAAAAAAAGCAAAAUUGGACGAUUCUUGUCGAAUAAAUGAAGAUUGUAGUGACAUAUUGCAUUCUAAAUGUUCCACAGCGAACAAAUGUGUUUGUAGACCAAACAAUAUUCCAGUGAAUAAUACAAACUGUGCACCAUUAUUAAAUGAGUUUUGUUGGAAAAACGAAAAGUGUGCGCCUGCUAACUCUAUAUGUCUUGAUAAUGAAUGUAAAUGUAGAAAUGGUUAUUUACCCAAAUCUAAUAACCAAUGCAUUCCAAAGGUAUUAGGAGCAUUCUGCAAAAAUGAUACUACUUGCGCACAAAUAAAGUUUGCGAAAUGUUCGUCACAAAAUAUAUGUGUCUGCACCUCAAACACAAUUGCUUCUAGCCCAAUUUUAUGUUCACCACUUUUAGAAGAGCCGUGUGAAAGCAAGUAUGAGUGCGGAGUUACGAAUUCCAUGUGUAUUGAUAAUAAAUGUCAAUGUGAAUCACAGUAUAUACCAUAUUCUAAUACUGCUUGUAAAAUACGUAUGUUUCGAUUUAAAUUAUCAACUUUUCUCCUUUCUUUAAUUAUUAAAUAUUUCAUAAUAAUAUUAAAACUAGCUUAUUUGGGGAUGCCUUGCAUGGAUGAUACGCAUUGUCAAAAGUCGAUAAAUUAUACGAUAUGUAAUCGUGAAAACGAAUGUGUAUGUAAUUAUGGCUACUUUCCAAAGAGCGAUCACACAUGUGGACGAGAAUUUAACGCUCAAUGUUUCCCUGACGAACCUUGUACAACAAAUAAUACUAUUUGUCUUGAUAACAUAUGUCAAUGUAAAACCAACUAUGUAUUCCGAAAAAGAAAAUGUGUUCCAAAACACUUAAAUGAACCGUGUGAAACGUCUACUGACUGUGCUGAAAUUACAUUUGCCGAAUGUUCAGAAGAAAAGACGUGUCGUUGUAAAGAUCAAUACUUUGCUUUUAAUGAAACAAAUUGUGCAUUAAGUAUAGGUGGGCAAUGCUUCACCGAUAAAGAUUGUGAUGUCAAACAUUCCAGUUGUUGGUUCGGUCAAUGCUUGUGUCAACUUGGUUACAUUGCUAUUUCAGAUGGAAAAUGUAUUUCCUCGGAAAUCAACCGAUCCUGUGUCAAUGAUCAUGACUGUAUAUUAAUUACCAAUGCAAAAUGUUCAAAAAAUCAUCGAUGUGUCUGUAAAACAAAUCAUGUUAAAACAGAUGUCUCAGAGUGUGCACCAUUGCUUAAUGAAGCAUGUAUAAAUGACGAACAAUGUGUGCCAGAUAAUUCUGUUUGUAUUCAUAAUAAAUGUCAAUGUAAAUUUAGCUACUUGCAGAGAUCUAUUAAUAAAUGUGUAUUAAGUUAUUUAUAUAAAAACUGUACUCGAGAUGAAGAUUGCAGUGAGAUACCUUUCGCAAAGUGUUCAGAUGCCAAUAAAUGUAUUUGUCAUUCAAAUUAUGUACAAUUGAAUUUAACAACUUGCGCACCACUGUUAGGAGGAUUUUGUACCGAACACGCGGAAUGUAAAGCGAAAAAUUCAAUAUGCUUGGAUAAUGAAUGUGUCUGUUCCAAUAGUUAUUCACCACGUGCAGUCGAUGAAUGUGUACCGAUCUUUUUAGGACAAUAUUGCAGAUCUGACAAAGAUUGUGAUAAAAUAUCAAAUUCAGAAUGUUCGGAAGAUAAUAAAUGCAUUUGUAAAUCGAAUCACUCACAAUUCGAUAGUGUCAUAUGUUUACCACUUAUUGGAGGUCAUUGUAAUGAGCACAAAGAAUGUCUUGUCUAUAAUUCCAAUUGUAAUAAUAGCGUAUGCCAAUGUUUAGAAAAUUAUAAAUCCCAAUCUAAGCAAGAGUGUGUAUCAAAUAAAUUAGAUAAAAUCUGUUAUAAUCAUUUUGAUUGUUACGACAUAAUGAAUUCGCAUUGUUCGAGGCAUAAUUUAUGUGUUUGUAAUCCAAAUUAUAUUGCAGUAAAAGGAAAUAUGUGUGCGCCACAGUUGAAUGCUUUAUGUACAGAAACAACUACCUGUAUGACAAACAAUUCAACUUGUAUUGAUAAUAAAUGUCAAUGUAAACCUAAAUACGUCAGUAAUAGUUAUAACCAGUGUGUGCCAACAUAUUUGGGAGAAUUUUGUUAUGAAGAUGAAGACUGCAUUGAAAUAAGAAAUUCGAAAUGUUUUGAUAGAAAGUGUAUUUGUAAGAAAAAUUAUUUUUCAUUAAACAACAAAAAGUGUGCAGCAUUCUUAAAGAGUUAUUGUACAAUUGAUGCCGAUUGUAUAGUUGCAAAUUCGAUUUGUGUUUCAAAUCAUUGUCAAUGUAAAUUUGGUUAUUCGACGAUAUUCAAUCAUACAUGUAAACCAACUCCGUUAGGAAAAUCUUGUGAAAAGGAUGAAGAUUGUGAAUACAUAGAAAAUUCAAUAUGUUCAGUCAAUAAAAUUUGCGUUUGUGAUGUAAACUAUUAUGCUUUGAAUAAAUAUACUUGUGUAGCUUCUUUGAAUGCUCAUUGUUUAAAGGAUGAAGAAUGUCAUAUGGAUUUCUCGUUUUGUUCUAACAACAUAUGCAAAUGUAAACCAAAUACUGCAGCUAUUUCUAGUAAUCAAUGUAUGAUGACCCGUUUGCUAUAUUCUUGUAACAGUACUUCAGAGUGUGCAGAGCCAUGGCAUGAGCAAUGUUCAAAAGAUAAAAAGUGUGUUUGUAAAGAAAACAAUAUUGCAUUGAGCUUAUCAUCAUGUUUGCCAAUUUUGGGUGGAAUUUGCUGGAAAGAUGGACAGUGUGCUAUUGAAAAUUCUGUUUGUGACGAUUAUCGGUGUGUAUGUCGACAUAACUAUAAACCUGUCUCCAAUAAUAUGUGCUUACAGCACACACAAUAG